AUGCUUUACUUUCUUACUAAACACACAGCAAUGUCUACCCAAUACUUCAUCACUAUCUUCUUCUUCUUUCUUAUCUCUUGCCACACCAUCACUUCAACAUCAUCAUUAGAAAAUGAAGAAGCCAAAAAGGUGUUAGGCCUAAACAAGAAAGAAAAGCUAAGCCAUUUGAAGUUCUACUGGCAUAGCAUAGCGAGUGGAAAGAAUUCAACUUCUAUUGAAGUAGUUCCAACACCAAAGAAGCUAAACUCAAGCACUUCUUUUGGUUCAUUUAAUAUGAUUGACAACCCUUUGACUUUAGGACCAGAAUUGAGAUCCAAGGUUGUAGGAAAAUCUCAAGGGUUCUAUGUUUAUGCAUCACAGGAGGAGUUUUCUUUGUUUAUGGGUAUGAAUUUUGCUUUAAUUGAAGGAAAGUAUAAUGGAAGUACUUUUACUAUUUUGGGGAGUAAUCCUAUUUCUCAUAAGGUUAGAGAGAUGCCUGUUAUUGGUGGCACUGGACUUUUCAAACUUGCUAGAGGAUAUGCUCAAGUUACCACUCACUACCUUAAUCUCAAAACUGCAUAUGCUAUUGAUGAGUACAAUGUUUAUGUUUUUCACUAUUAA
Molecule: messenger RNA, 600 nt
Organism: Lathyrus sativus (Indian pea)
Lineage: Eukaryota; Viridiplantae; Streptophyta; Magnoliopsida; Fabales; Fabaceae
Source: the annotation of a GenBank genome assembly